This is a messenger RNA of Didymodactylos carnosus, 1503 nucleotides long. NCBI's taxonomy places the organism in Eukaryota, Metazoa, Rotifera, Eurotatoria, Philodinida, Philodinidae. The record is from the annotation of a GenBank genome assembly.
AUGAUUGUGCGACUCCCAACCUCUACAGUUGUAGCAGAAGCAGAAGCUAUUCACAGUAAUACACCAGCUAUUCGCAAUGGAACGUUAACUUCACUUUCACAAACCAGCGUUUUAAGUGAGACAGAGCUGUACGAUAAUUCUUUUCAAAUUGUUGAGCAACGUCAUCGACGUAAACAAGUAGAUAGACACACUGAACAAUACUAUGAUGCAAGAAAUUCUCCUCGAUUCAGCUCACUUAAUUUAAAUCUUACACGAGAAGCUGAACGUUAUGCAUGCCAAUUUACAUUCCCACCGAUAAAAAAUUUUUAUACUGAUGAAAAUGUAACGUUUAAUUUAUUAUCAUUCUGGCGGCUAAGCAGUAAUAAGAAAAACCUCUAUUUAUUUGCGGAUGAUCGAGAUUCAUUUUCACGGCUAUUAGUAGAUCGUGCGUAUCCAAAAGAUAUUUGUGGACAAGCAUAUCAUGUCAAUUAUCCGAAACGUAUUCCUCCUCAGUUGUGUCUUCUUGCUAUAGGUGUUCCAACUUAUUUAACAGAAGAGGAAAUCAUAAUGGAUAUUAGAAGUCAGUAUUCUUCGGCUAGUGUAGUAUUAUUUGAUCCUCCGCAGUCUGUGAGAUCCAGAAAUGUCAAAAUUCAUUUUCGACUUAGUGAAGAAUAUUCUAAAUGUCUACAAAAUGGUUACAUCUAUAUUAAUCAUCAAAAAGUGACUAUCAAACGAUAUUUAGGUACACCACGUGUAAUGAUAUGUAAUAAAUGUCAUGGUUUUGGACACUUUAGGUCAAAAUGUGUAUCAAAAGUUGAAUAUUGUAGUAAAUCGUUUAAAUCAGAUUUUACCAUCUCAGUCGAAAAAUCAUUUAUUUUAUCGACACCUCAAAGAAAAUCUUCUGUAAACCAGCCUCCUCCAACUUCCUCACCACAGAGACCUUUACCAUUGAUGUCUUUGAAUCUGAAUAGUCGAUCGCAAUCGCGUACAUAUGCCGAUGCUGCUGGAAGAGUUGGUACAGUUCAGCCGGAUCCUCCUAUGCAAUAUAAUGUCAUUGAGCAUUUACAGUCGUAUCAACAACGUCUAUCAGCUAUUGAGACUCAUCAUUCAAAUCAAAUGCUACUGUUAGGUAAUCAAAUAAACAUGUUAAAUGCAAAAGCAGAUUUUAUAUCAACAAAAAUUGAUCAACUGUCUCAACUGGUCACACGUGUUAUUGUCCCUAGUAUUUUCACAUUAUCAAAUGUUUUUGUUAGAAUUAAUGAACAGUUUUUAAGUAAGACAGACAGAACAGAUAAACAAACAUCUUCUCUUUUAGGUUUUGAAGCAGAAGCCGAAAAAGUCAAAGAAAUGGAGAAAACACUAAAAGAAGCACUGAGACUAAGUGAAUCAAGUUUUUCUCACAGUACCUCAGCUUUCUCCAAAUUACUGUCAAAUUUUUCGCUUUCGGACACACCAUCUUCUAGUUUUUUAAAUACGUUUGAUACUGUUAAUGCAAAUCUUCAAUUAGAGCAAUCAUGUCUUUAA